Molecule: messenger RNA, 4175 nt
Organism: Porites lobata
Lineage: Eukaryota; Metazoa; Cnidaria; Anthozoa; Scleractinia; Poritidae
Source: the annotation of a GenBank genome assembly
AUGCGAAAAAAUUCUCAUUCCUUGUAUCUACUGUCAUUUACACAAACCUGGGCUUUAACCAGAAAUGUGCAAUUUCUACAAACAAAGUUGAAGCCCUACCUUUCAAGAAUGGAUCUUGGUGAUGUUGUAUGGACCCUUACUCCAAUCCACGUAAAUGGCAACCACUGGGGUCUCCUGUGCCUAAAUAUAACACAGCACCAAGCAUUCUAUGAUGAUGGCUUAAAACAGAGUCCUCCUACCAACAUCAUUGAAUUGGCUGACAAUCUCCUGAAGGCUGUAUCAGAAAGCCAAUGGAAUAUCACCUUUCCAAUUCGGCGGUUUGGAAUGCCCAAACAGCCAUUAUUUGGAGAAGGUUGAGCUAGUUGUGGCAUUUGUGUGACCUUGGCAGUCUGAUUUCAUAGACAACCCUGCAGACAAUAGAAUUCCUCACUUGUACUUUCAUUGGAGUUUUCAUGAUAUCAUCGCCAGAGACUUCUUAUCGUUUUACACAACGGAAAUAAGUAAUCGAUAUAAAUAUCACCAUUGUAGAUUGUCUGCCUAUUUUAAGUGAAUUUUCCUUGAGAUACUGUUCUUGAACUGUGAAUGAAACUGGUUUUGACAAUAUUAUUGUUCUGAAUUAAUUUUUUCAAAUCUUUCAAUAAGAUACUUGUUAUUAGAAUGGAAAUGCUGUUGACAAUAUUAUUGUAAGGGUUUCCUCUCCCUCUUAAGGUUUACAGGCGGCACGCCCAAACUGCGGAGUUUUCACUAAAUUAAAUGUUUCAAAGCUUUCAAUAAGAUGCUUAUGAUAGGAAGAAUGAGAUUGAAUUCUAAAUUUUUUUCAAUUUUACCAAGGUCAACACCUUCACAUAAGUUAUUGUCUCAAUAGUAAUGUUGUUUGCUCUUGUUUAAGUUUUCAGGCAAAAGACAUGGCAUUGAUGUCCAGCUAAAAUUCCAAUGAAGAACCGAAUAAAAAAAAAAUCCUGCAGGUCAAACCAGGGAGUUUGACACUGCACUGACUGCAGGUGACAAAAAACAAACGGCUCCUUUAGGAGCCACCAUAUGUAUUAAAAGAUAAUGACCAAUCACAGAGUAGACCAGUAAGUGGUCAUUAAACUGUAUCAUUUUAAUCUUUAUGCCCUACUUUCAGCAAAGAUUGAACAGAUUUCAAAGCUGUUUUGUUGAGCACAAACUGAUUUUUUGCUGGUAAAAGCAGCUACUGAUUUGUUAACUAACAUUAACAUUAACUUGCUACAAUAAAAUUCAUAUAGGCUUUUCAAUUUCCUUUAACAGGUAAAAACAUCAUUUAGUAGAUUUAAAUAGCAUGUCUGUUUAGUUAGUGUCCAUAUUAGGUAAACUUUGCUUUUGUGGUUUUACUGAAGUUGCGUGAAGAAGUUGCAUUGUUUUGGUAGAAAAAAUUGAUGUUCUAUAUUUUCAACAAUGACUACACCUUCCCACAGAUACUAUUGUCUUCCAAGGUUAGUGUUUUAUGCUCUUUCCAGCUUACACUUUAGUGAAUAAUAUGAUAUCCAUGUCAAGCUUACAUUUCAAAUUAAAGAGGCAGAGAAAAAUAAAAAAGCAAAAUUAAGCUCUCUACAGGUCAAACAAGGAAGUUUGUCAAUUAACACUGCUCUUUGCAGGUAAAAAGUGGAAGAGAAACAACUUCCCAGAUAUUUCAGGGAAGUGAAGUCCACUUUAAAGCCAUUGCCUGAAUGUUUGAUCAAUAUUGAAUAGACUGCAAAUUAAAAAUACUGUUCAUAAAAAGAAGUUUCAAACAGUUACUUUUUUAAUAUAGAAUCUUGUUGAAAGUUUUCCAUUUCUUGUGGUGGAGUAUAGAUCUGGCCACCAGAUUACUUCUACCUCCCUAGUGGUCCGUCCUUGUCCUGGACCCACCUCCAAACUUGCUUUGGCUGUUAGACGUUUGGAUAAUAGAUCCCCUGACGACUCCUCAUUUCUGACAGUGCUCCAAAAACUACGGUUCUUGGUAGCCUGGAGUUCCUCCUGAGGGCUAAGGUCAGAUCUUUUCUCCACUUCCUGUAGGUCACUGUACCAGGCCGUAUCAUUUUAGUUUAAGGAGGGUUUGUUCAUGCAAUGCAUCAGUAAGUGAAGUGAGGCUAUACACUUUAUAGGAAACUCGCCUUGUUGAUGGGCAGUAAAAUGGAGGCUUCUUAUGAGGUACCUGCCUCAUGCUAUGCACCCUGCAUCUCAUUUGACAAGCUAAGUGCCCAAAGUACCUUUCAGGAACUUGUGGGAAUUGUAAAGUCACUCAACCACCUAGAAAUGAAAGUAGACAAAACCAGCUACAAUUAAAUUGGGUCUUCAGCACAUUUUUUUGACAGGAGAAGUGUAAGUUUAAGCUUUCUGAGAUCAUCUGACAUUCUAAGUAAAAUAAAGAUUUUAUUCAUUCACGGACAGUCGUUCUGUUUCGUCACGCAACGCUCUCCUCCCGUAGCCGGGAUCAUUGUGUGACGAGCGAAACUCGAGUAGCGUGCGCUCGUGCCAGUGAGAGAAUCGGCUAAAUGACGCGCAAAGUACUUUGCUACUAAACUGAGAAACUAAAUGCUAAAGAAAAUAGCAAAGUUUGAGGGUGAAGACUGUACGCACAACUAAAAAGAUGAUUGGGUAGUACCUUAGGUGGCUUUAAACGAGGAAUAUUCAAGUGCGUAGAUCUAAACUAAAAGCGAUGCAAAAUGCUUAGGUGGUAUUAGGCUUUGUGCCCUUUAAAUUCGCCACUUACCACGUAAACGAGGAUUAAGGGAAGCGUUUAUCUGCUCCGUAAGCCCUGCCAGCCACGAUAACUAUCCUAUUUUAAAAUCUUGCGAUCUCCUGUUAAGAAAUCCAAUGUCGGGCACUGAAGCCUCGUUCUCCUCGUUGUCCAAAACAACACAUUUACGACUCCAUCACCUUCCACCGUGUGUUUUCGUUCCGCGUGCUUUUGUGUGGCGCUAAAAGUUUUAAACUUUCCAGUACAUAAACAACAUUUCUGUGAAAACGUAAAGCACAGAUCCAUGUCGUUGUCAGCUAUAACUGAUUCGUUAAUUUUCCUGUAGCAAACUAGAAAUUUGUCGAGGAACAUUCCUUGUCAAUCACAUAGGUUAUGAGAAUAAAGGACGUGAUCACACAGCGCUUGAUAUAGAAGAACUUCUCCUAACCAUUUAAGAGGGAAAUGUGUGAGGACAGGAAAUAGGAAUUUACUUUUGAUAUGUGGGUUAAGUACGGGUGUUCUUGAAACAAUGGAUUCUGUUCUGUUUAGAGACCAAUUCUUACCUACCAUGUGCUAUCUUCCAAAACGGAAGUCUUUUCCCGUGAAUGGAAACAUGGACUCAAAAGAGCGAGAGGAGUUGUGCAAAAAAGGAGAGCGAGUAUUCCGAGUAAGGGAUGGAAAGUAUCGUUCAAGAGCGCAUUGAAAAAGAGAGAAAAGAAAGCAAAAUAAGGCAUGGCAGAGGAAAAAAUGGGAGGAAGGAUUGUAGAAUAAGAACUUUCGUGUACCAGAAAGAGAGGAGUUGCCACAAGACGAGAAGAAUUAUGAGAAGACUCGUGGACCAGAACUACAGAAGAUGCCAGAAGAGGGAGAGGAGAAUGAAAAGGUUCGAGAACCAGAAAGUGAGAAGGUGGCAGAACCACUGGCCGCAAACAAGAAACGGAUCGAGGACAACAAACUAUCUCCAGAGGCAAAUACUUUUUCCAGAGGCAAGGUCAGGGUCAAUUUAUCAUAUUCGAAGUUAAAACGGAAAGGUCAUACCGAAGAGAAAUACGUGCCGGCCGAAAAAAUUUCACGGAAACAAAUCGAAGUUAGCUCCAGAAAAAAUAGCAUCGGUAAGAACUCAGAAGCUCUUGCGUUUAAUGAGAUCAAUAGGUCUUUGCUGAAAGUGGAUAAAAGCCAAAAAAUUGGAAACGGAACCUUCGGGAACUGCUACAUCGCCCUAUACCGCAAUGAAUACCGCUUUGUUGCUAAAGAAAUGAAAAUAAUUGAAUCCCCAAAGAAGACAAGGGAGGAAGUGUGGCGAGAAGCAUCGGCAAUCACUAGAAUUGGAGACCAGUGGGGAAUCCCUCUUCUGUUUGGUGUUUCCACAGAUCGGGCACCAUUUUAUCUGGUUCUACAGUUCCACACUUUACGUAGUGAAAGCGUAACACCUUUUAAGGCCGCUUCGGAAAAAGUUAUUCAAGAUGUUGCCAUGUGCGCAAAUAUCUUAAAGUAA